Molecule: messenger RNA, 1791 nt
Organism: Guillardia theta CCMP2712
Lineage: Eukaryota; Cryptophyceae; Pyrenomonadales; Geminigeraceae
Exons: 3
Coding region: 1-1791 (596 amino acids)
Source: RefSeq, a predicted model, not a curated record
AUGGCGCUGAAAGAGUUGUUGCCAAACGUAGACAGAAUUUUGAACUUGACGUUCGAAGACAUUUGGAAAGCCAAUUAUCCCAAUGAUAAGUGCCCCAUGAAUGUCGAAGAUAUCCCCAAGGAGUUCGAGUAUCGGAAGGAAAAAAUUCUCAAAGACAUUUUCUCCGAGGUUGGGUCAUUAUCUGCUUUGUUGUCAAAAGGUAUUCGUCAGAUGUCUGGGCUUAAUGGCUCUAGUCAGGCUGGAAAGGCAUUCGGCCAUCUUUCCACGUUGAGGCAAAAUCCGGAUUCAUUGUUUCAUUUCGAAAAUUUUUUGACAGGAUAUGCUCACGCAAUUGCACCGAAUUUGGACAGCCGUUGUGAGAGAAAUCGCAAAGUCAAAAAAGCCAUCCAGAGCUUGUAUGAUGCAAUAGCUCCCAACGUGGAUGAAGUUGGUCUCUUGACUAUGGGUCAACAGCUGACACACAAAUCUUUGAAAUUCGUUUAUGACAUGAUGAAAAAAUGCGGAGUCAAAAUAUUUGGAAGUACAUCUUCUAUCAGUACUUCGAGAGCCAAGCAGAAGAAGCUUGUGACUGACAUGGUGGACGGAAUCAAUGAACUUCCUGGCGGACAUGGUGCUUCCAUUCUCAAAUUGCUCGAACUGUUGUUCAUGAAGCUUGCGCGAGAAGAUCCAAACAUGUACCUUGUAGAAUUCUUGGUGCUUUCCCUCUGUUUCGAUAGCACGAGAUUGGGAUCAUCAGCUCAGUCAGGUACAGAACAGACAGAGUUUGCAAUGAAUCUCAUAGCUGUGUGGAACAAGGCGGUUGACGUUGCAAACUCUAUGUUUGACCAGGAGACCAGAAUGAAUUCGCCUGCUUCAUAUAUCUCUUUCUUGUUGUUGUACCUGAAGGACACUAUCGAGAAUAUUGACAAGAAUCUGUGGAAUGUCUAUGGUUUUGAUUUGAAAAGCAUCUUGAAGGAUCUGUUUGUCACUUGUGAGAACGGAGAGAUCAAGAAAAUCAAAGCUGGACUUCACUUCUACAAGGACAAAGAUGGGGUUUUGAACUGCAUUGGGGGACGUGAUAGAACAGCCAGUGAUCCGAAUUCCACACCUGAUCUCGUCAUUGAAAUAGAAAUUGAUUUUCGUGGGGAUUUGAAGGGAUUUUGGGAUCUCAUGGGGAUGUCAGGUGGUGGCAGCCAAAAGAAUCCUGACCACGCCUGUUGCUUGUAUUGCAAAGUGAAGAAUGGGGAGCGCCAUUGCAUCUUCGACAUCAACGAAGUUGCAACUGAAACCACAGUAGAUGAGUUUUGCAAGGACAGAUCUCUCCGACCAGAUGUGUUUUGGCUGAUGCAGGACGUGGUGAUGGAUGGUGGCAAAAACAACAUCGUUGAUACGUGCAUGUUUGAUGGGAAAAGCUUGAACAGACAAGAUAUUACAAAGAUCAGAUCCAGCAAGACCUCCGGCAUGUUGAAGAAGGGCCAAAAGGUUGUUGUAUUGAAACAAGACCAUGGAAUGUCUCGGGAUCAUGAAAAGUUGUCAGAUAUCGGGUUGACAUGUAUGUGCCUCGUUCUUUGUAUGUUACAUCUCAAGAUGAGGAUUGUUCACUGCGCCUUGAAAAGUAUUUUCUUCACGGCCAAGAAGAAAAAGAGGAUCAGUGCCGCACAAAGUAUCCUACACAAGAGUGGAAUCAACUACAAGCUUGAGCUCAAUGACAAGAAGCAACUUCCAAACAUGACAGGGAAACAGUAUGAUGACUUGAUGAAUGUGGCCAUGGGACCUCUCUUGAGCUUACUCCUGAAAGCGUUGAAACCUUAG